This is a messenger RNA of Lingula anatina, 883 nucleotides long. RefSeq names its product translocon-associated protein subunit delta. Gene Ontology annotation, cellular component: membrane; endomembrane system; endoplasmic reticulum. NCBI's taxonomy places the organism in Eukaryota, Metazoa, Brachiopoda, Lingulata, Lingulida, Lingulidae. The record is from RefSeq and is a predicted model, not a curated record.
UUUCGAGAUCAGAUAUGGCGACCUCCAGGAUGGUGUUGGCAGCUCUCGCAAUUUUGGCAGUUUUGCCGGUCUUUACCUCAGGGGACACUUGCCUCCGCCCAUCUGUUGUAUCACAGACUUAUACAAGCAGUGAAGCAAUGAUGGCAACCGAGACUGUAGUUAUUGUGGAGUUUACUUUGACUUGUGCCAAUAACUUGAAGGAUGUAAAUUUAUAUGCUGAGAUUAACGGCCGCACCCUGCCAGCCACUAGAGGUCAAAAUUCCAAGACAUACCAGGUGAGCUGGAGUGAUGACCACAAGAACAUACCUGCUGGUACCUAUACAGUCAGAUUCUUUGAUGAGGACAAGUAUGCAGCUUUAAGAAAGGCCCAGAGAAGUGGAGACAACACUGCUGAUAUUGAACCACUCUUCACCAUUGAUGUCAACCACAAGGGCACGUACAGUGGACCGUUUAUUCAAGCAGAGGCCUUGGCCACCUGUGUUGCUAUUCUAGUAUGGUACCUGGCAUACAGUACCAAAAGCAACCUUCAGUCAUAACAAAAACUAAAACAUAAAUAGACUGUAAGACAAUGUUAAAAUUAAAAACUUUGCAAUUCAAAUUUUUAUAUUGAGCAGCUCUUUUGUAGGACUUCAAAAUAUACCAUUAAAUGUUGUAAAUUUUUGCUUAAUAUUUGUAAGGCAUUUCAUUUGAAUAUCUUGACUUUUUCCUACCAGUGCACAAUGCCAUAAAAUCAGUCGCAAGUAUUUGAGUAUUUAAAUUUAUACAUCAUUUCACAGACGUAAAGAAAAAACUGUGUUGUAAUACACAUUCCCAGAUGUACACACAAUUUACUAAUGUAAGAAAUACAUAAAAUGACAAUAAAAAUUUGUAAAAUCAUUUUGAA